AUGGUGCAGCCAACGGGAUCCUUGUGGGAACAGUUGGAUGACUGGGUUUUGCCAAAUUUUGUGACUGCUGUACGAGUUCGUGUACCACAAGGCCGCGGAAGGGAACCGAAGGGAACCGAAGGGAAGCCCUGGAUGCUUCAGAUGUAUGGCAGCUUCCACAGCUCUCACUCAAAUACGGCGAAUGGUUUUCUUUGA
Messenger RNA from Cladocopium goreaui, 195 nucleotides. NCBI's taxonomy places the organism in Eukaryota, Dinophyceae, Suessiales, Symbiodiniaceae. The record is from the annotation of a GenBank genome assembly.